Protopolystoma xenopodis is the source of this 318-nucleotide messenger RNA. The record is from the annotation of a GenBank genome assembly. Lineage: Eukaryota; Metazoa; Platyhelminthes; Monogenea; Polystomatidea; Polystomatidae.
AUGCAAGUCAUACCCGCCGCCUGGGACCGGGGCAGUUCUGACGCCGGAACAGCCCGUCGAAUCGCUGCCCUGAAAACUCAGCCCUAUUCUCGAGCGCCUAUUGGUGGUUCAGUCCGCGGCCAAUCGGCCCACCAACCGAAAUCCACUCAGCCGCACUGUGAUUGCCUUCUCCGCCUGAGCAAGCUGUGGAUAUACAAGCCUUUGGAAUUAAUCAACUUUGGGCCGUCGGAAGUCGCGAGUUGUGCCAGGAAAGACGACACUUCGAGACCGGCCGUUAAAGAAUGUCAUUGGCUUCGAUUACGUCAUGGUACCACAUAG